AAAAAAUUAUGUUAUUUUUUUAUUGUUUUAUGGCCAGUAAUCAAGUGCGUUUUUGAUAUUGCUGAUUUUUAUCUAUGGGUUGAAGAAAUUGAAGAAAGCAUUACGUAUGGAUUUGUGAAAUUUGAAUGCAAAGAACGAUUUUGAGAACAGUGGGUGGUUUUGGUAACCGCAUGGCUUUAAGCAAUAAUGGAGGAAUGCGCCGAGCGCUUUUUAUUAUUUUACUUAUAUUUACCUGUGUUUUUACGUAUAUGUAUUGGAAUCAGAUGCGAACUGAUGACGCAGUUUCGUUAGCAGCAUUACCACAACAAUUAAAACAGCAAAAAGGAGUAGGAGAAGUUUACGAUGAAAUAUAUGCAUCUUCAGAACCAGAGGUUGUACAACCAUGGAUUUGGGUUUGUACAAAUAAUCACUGUGAGCGGCGUCUAAAAAAGCAAAUAGGCACAAACGAUGAAAAUAAUGGACAUUCCUUUCGUACUUGUAACAUGUUAUGUGGUUCUACUCAAUUAUGGCCACAACCUACAGGUCCCAUAUCAUUGGGAUCAAAUUCCGUAUCAUUCCUUCCAAACCAUCUUUAUUUAGAGGCAGAAGUUCCAGCUGCAGUUUUACAAAUGGUAAAUACAGCAUUCGAAAUAUUCAAAACUAAUGUUCGUGUGAUGUCUCGCACAAAAAAUCCAUACACACCUGGUGUGCAGAAAUUUAUGGUCAAAAUUAAAAUAGUAAAACCCAUUCAGCGAUUAAAAUUAGAAACAUCAGAAAGUUAUACACUACAUAUACGUUAUUCACACGAAUCGAUUAUAUGUUCAAUUGAAGCAGACACAUAUUUUGGUGCCAGGCAUGGACUCGAAACAUUAUCACAGCUAAUAUGGUGGGAUACUGAAAUGAAAAGUUUGCGGGUAUUAAAAAUAGCAAAUAUUGUUGAUAAACCAAAAUUCGCAUAUCGUGGAUUAAUGUUAGAUACAUCACGUAAUUAUUUUUCAACUAAAGCCAUUAAACGGACUUUGGAUGGCAUGGCAGCUUCCAAAUUAAAUGCUUUUCAUUGGCAUAUAACAGAUUCACAAAGUUUUCCAUUUGAUUCACCUCGCGUGCCUGAAAUGAUUGAAAAUGGUGUACAUAAUCGAUUAAAUGUGUACUCAGCAAAAGAUAUCAUUGAAAUAUCCGAAUAUGCCCGGAUACGUGGAAUACGUGUGAUUAUUGAAAUCGAUACACCAGCGCAUGCAGGCAUGGGUUGGACAUGGGGCCCCUCAAAAGGCUUAGGUGAAUUAGCUCUUUGUGUUGGUCAACAACCGUGGAAUUUAUAUUGUGGAGAACCUCCAUGUGGACAAUUAAAUCCUCAAAAUCCUCAUGUUUAUAAAGUACUUGAAAAUUUGUAUAAGGACAUUAUCGAAUUAACCGGUGAGACAGAAAUAUUUCAUAUUGGAGGUGAUGAAGUUAAUUUAGAAUGUUGGAGUCAACACCAACAUUCAACGUCAUCAAACACGGAUCGUUUUAGCAGUUACAUGGAUUUACACGAAUUAUGGGGAAAUUUUACAAUAAAAGCAUUAGCUAGCUUAAAGGCUGCAAAUAAUGAUAAAAUUCCAUCUGCAACUAUUUUAUGGUCAAGUAAUUUAUCCAAACGUCCUUACAUUACCAAAUAUUUGGAUCCAGAGCACGUUGUAGUUCAAGUAUGGAGUCCAAUGUCAUGGGAGGAACCAAGUAUGUUAUGGGACGAUGGUUAUCGUACAAUUUUAUCUCAUGUCGAUGCAUGGUAUUUAGAUUGCGGAUUCGGUAAAUGGAGAGAACAAGGAGAUGCCGCAUGUGACCCAUAUCGAACAUGGCAAAAAGUUUAUAAACAUCGGCCAUGGCUCAGAUCACGAAUACCCGAACAUAAAUGGAAACUAAUAGUAGGAGGGGAAGCUUGUUUGUGGACAGAACAAGUGAAUGAAAUGGCAUUAGAUGGUCGAUUAUGGCCUAGAGCUGCUGCAUUUGCUGAACGACUCUGGAGUGAUAUACCAGUCGAUAGUGAGUCAAUUGUAGAAAUUCCAGAAGAUACUUAUACAAGACUGGAUACACAUAGGUAUCGUUUGGUUGACCGUGGUAUUUCAGCUGAAAGUUUAUGGCCAGAAUGGUGUACUUAUAAUCCUGGUAUGUGCCUUUAAUGGCAACAGUAUUGAAAAUAUAGUUAUUAGUCAUUUGCCAAAUAAUUUCGGUAUAAAAUGUUAGCAAAAAUUGUGCCUUAAUACCAAAGAGUUUAAGCAAACAUAUUUUCUAUACGAAAUUCCAUUGAAAUAUAUUUUUAGACAAAAUUUGAAGAAUGCUAGGUAUAACAGGGUUUUACCAACAGUAUUUUAUCUUUUGAAGCAAUAAGAAAGGACAAUAAAAUUUAGCUUAAUUAAUAUUCAUCUGCAGCUGGAAUAUCAUGAAUUUAUGUUCCUGCAAACACGAUUAUCUACUGACUUUUUUUUAGUAAUUUUUUAGUAAAAAAGGUAUUGAAACCUUUAAGUUAACAAUAGUACAUUGUUUGAAAUAAUCUGUGACCUAAGAAAUAAGGAGACGAUAGCUGAUGAUGUAUAAAAGGCAUGAUAAAUAGAAAGGGAAUGUAACAAAACGACCAUUUGAGACUGAUCGUGGAACAAUUAUAAUGGAAUAAACAUAUCUAGUUAGCCAAUCACAAGUCGUUUUGUUUUUCGUUUCAUUUCUACUAAAAUUUACUUAGAGCAACUAUGAAAGGGAUAUUAUAGUAUUUUGUUAAUAUGAAGAUAAUGAAAUUGAUUAGCCAAAACUACUUCAAUUCAGUAGGUUGCUUUAAUACCAACAAACAGUUAACAAAAAGUUAUAAUCUAUCGUCCAUGGUAUCAGCUGAAAUUAAUUUGUAUGUACAUAUUGUAAUCCGCGUUUCAAACAAAUAAGGGUUGUAAUAACUCAAGUUAACAAUCCACAGAUUGUAAUUCAUUUAAAAUGUUGUUAAAUCAAAAGGUUUUAAUUACUGGACUGUACAUCCAUAAUAAUAAUAUAACCGCCUGGCAAAACAGGAAAAACUUUAUUGACAUCAAUUUUAUAGUGAUACAAUGGUAACAGGUAUGGCAAAGUCCAGAUAUUAAAAUCUUCGAUUAAAUCAUUCAAGUACUCCAUGUUUUCGUUACAAUCCGGUUAUUUUCAAAAUAAACAUUCCCCCAGUUAUUUUAAUGGUGCACCCAAAAUGCAAAUUUGGAAUUUAAUUUCUUUAUAAUUAUGUAUAUAAUUUAUUCCCGUUAUUAGUAGUAUUAACCAGUAUUCCUCAAUAAUAUUAAUGGUGCAACUUUAUUAGUUAGUAAGUUUCCAUUUUUGUAAAUAUACGCUU
Messenger RNA from Chrysoperla carnea, 3316 nucleotides. RefSeq names its product probable beta-hexosaminidase fdl. The record is from RefSeq and is a predicted model, not a curated record. The transcript has 5 exons. Lineage: Eukaryota; Metazoa; Arthropoda; Insecta; Neuroptera; Chrysopidae. Gene Ontology annotation, cellular component: membrane. Bases 126 to 2135 code for a protein of 669 amino acids. Gene Ontology annotation, molecular function: beta-N-acetylhexosaminidase activity. Gene Ontology annotation, biological process: carbohydrate metabolic process; glycosaminoglycan metabolic process; ganglioside catabolic process.